Messenger RNA from Ogataea philodendri, 1317 nucleotides. RefSeq lists its product as uncharacterized. Gene Ontology annotation, biological process: protein N-linked glycosylation; dolichol-linked oligosaccharide biosynthetic process. The coding region runs from base 1 to 1317 and encodes 438 amino acids. The transcript has a single exon. Gene Ontology annotation, molecular function: dolichyl pyrophosphate Glc2Man9GlcNAc2 alpha-1,2-glucosyltransferase activity. Gene Ontology annotation, cellular component: endoplasmic reticulum. The record is from RefSeq and is a predicted model, not a curated record. Lineage: Eukaryota; Fungi; Ascomycota; Pichiomycetes; Pichiales; Pichiaceae.
AUGGACUAUCUUCCGGACGUUGCAGAAGGGGUGCUUGGACUGUCGUAUUUCAAGAAAUACUUCGACAAGGCCAACGAGGUUGUCAAUUAUUCUUUCAUUGACGAAAUAUUUCACGUGAACCAGGCAGAAGAGUUCUGGAACGGUAACUUCCAUGUUUGGGAUCCGAAGAUCACCACGCCCCCGGGACUUUACUAUUUGGCAUACGGAUGGUUGAAAGCUACGGGAUUGGAAUUCACACUUGAGAAUUUGAGAUUGCUCAAUCUUGUGGGCGGGGCGGUUUUGCUUCUCACAACGUACUUUGUCAAAAGACGGAGUAACCGUGGUGUUGGUAUUCUUUCACUAUUUUCGUCUCCAUUGUUGACCAUUUAUUACACGCUUUUCUACACAGAUAUAUGGUCUUUGGUGCUGGUGCUUCAAUCGUUUGUGAUUUCAUCUUCUUUCGAGCCUAGUCUGUUGACAGCCACCAGUGCCUCGCUUUUCGGCUUUGCAAGUUUGUUCUUCCGUCAGACUAACAUUAUUUGGCUAGCAUUUGCACUCGCCGUCAUGAUUGACAAAUUGGCCAAAAACCAGUACAAAGAUGUUCUCACACAGGAUAUCUUUGUGUUUGUCAGGAAAGCAUUGACCAGCUGGGGUAUUGUGUCGCCGUUCCUAAUGGUGUUUUUGGCCUUUGCCAAUUUUGUCAUUCAAAAUGGUGGCAUCACCCUCGGAGACUCUGCCAACCACGUUGUGGUGCCACACCUGACCCAGGUGUUCUACUGCUUUACUUUCCUCACAUGUUUCUCGAUUCCCCUCUGGCUCUCGCCGAAAUUCAUCGAUGGCUACGUCCAGUCGUUGGUUGCAAGAAAAUACCUCGUGCUCAACGCGUUCUGGUUUUUCUUGAUCUUCUUCAUUGUUCAGAACUUCUCGUUUGUUCAUCCGUUCAUCCUUGCAGACAACAGACACUAUACCUUCUACAUUGUGAGAAAGAUCCUCUUCAGAACAGAGUACUCGAGAUUCUUUCUUAUUCCAGUUUAUCAUUUUGCCUCGUACACCGUCUACAAACUGUUCACCAAAAACAACUCGAAAGUGCUCUACCUGGCCUUCCUGGCAUCUGUGGUGUUGACAAUUGCCCCAUCUCCUCUGUUUGAGCCACGUUACUUCAUAGUGCCGCUUGCGUAUUGGAGACUGCAAGUGCAACCAGAACAAAGCUACUCGGCCCUGAGACUCGCUCUGGAGUCUGUCUGGAAUUACUGGUUUUCGAAAUCAUUGUUUGAUGUCUAUUUCAAUUACGUCUUCCAAUGGGAAGAUCUUCCAGACUUGCAACGUAUCAUUUGGUAG